Molecule: messenger RNA, 2469 nt
Organism: Echinops telfairi (small Madagascar hedgehog)
Lineage: Eukaryota; Metazoa; Chordata; Mammalia; Afrosoricida; Tenrecidae
Gene: VHL
Product: von Hippel-Lindau tumor suppressor
Exons: 3
Coding region: 40-699 (219 amino acids)
Source: RefSeq, a predicted model, not a curated record
CGAGGCGGCAGGUCCCUGGUUGUUUCGUCCCCUGAGGUAAUGCCCGGGAAGGCGGGGAACUUGGAAGAGGCCGAAGCCGGCGGCGAGGAGUCGGGCGCCGAGGAGUACGGCCCGGAGGAGUACGGUCGGGAGGACUCGGGCGCCGAGGACUCGGGCCCGGAGGCGUCGGACGCCGAGGAGUCGGGCGCCGAGGCGGACAUGGAGGCGGGGCGGCUGCCGCCGGUGCUGCGCUCGGUGAACUCUCGCGAGCCGUCCCAGGUCAUCUUCUGCAACCGCAGCCCGCGCGUCGUGCUGCCCGUGUGGCUCAACUUCGACGGCGAGCCGCAGCCCUACCCGACGCUGCCGCCGGGCACGGGCCGCCGCAUCCACAGCUACCGAGGUCACCUUUGGCUCUUCAGAGAUGCAGGGACUUACGAUGGGCUUCUGGUUAACCAAACGGAAUUGUUUGUGCCGUCUCUCAACGUUGAUGGACAGCCUAUUUUUGCCAACAUCACACUGCCAGUGUACACCCUGAAAGAGCGCUGCCUCCAGGUAGUUCGCAGCCUGGUCCGACCUGAGAACUACCGGAAGCUGGACAUUGUCAGAUCACUCUACGAAGACCUAGAAGACCGCCCAGACGUGAGGAAAGACCUGCAGCGGCUGACGCAGGAGCACAUUGCGCAUCAGCGCACGGAAGGGGACACAGACGCGUCACAUUGAAGUUGCACUCCGUGCUUCCUGUGAUGGCCCUGACCAGUCUCGACGCAGAUUCAGACCUAGGCGCUCGUCCUCACCGUCGGGUCUGUCUGCCUGCUGCAGUGAACUGUGCUCCGCUGACUUCACCAGGCGUUGUGAGGUUGACACGUAUCUCAGUGUAAUGCCUGCUCUCUUCAGAAGGGUUGAUCAGGAGAAAGUAGCUGCGGUUUUGCCUCCAAGUCAGGCCAGUUUCUGUAUCGGUGGUGUGUGAGUAAUUUCAUGAGGAUUACAGCAUACCCUUUGAUUCCAAGACUGCACUAGCAUCUGCUUGCAGCUGCUGUACUGUGGUUGGUGACACACCGGCCUCCCCGCAGUUGGGAGACUGAAAUGACCUUGAGGCAGGCACAGGUCUGUCCCCUCAGACCCUGAACACAUUCUGAGCUGCUGUCAUACGUUGGAGGUUUUGUGGGUUUUUUGGCAUUAAUGUGUAUAGAGUAAGCAAAUGUUUUGAAGAGAAUCAUUUUGUACUAAGCACUUGUUAAUUGUUUUUAACACUGCACUUUGCUCUGUUCACUCUUGUUGCAGUGCUAUGUGACUGCUAUUUGUGAUGCAGGGUUGGCUCUACACAGAAAAUGGUAGUCCUGUGUAAUUCCAAUGUUAGGGAGUGGAGCUACUGUGCUGGAAGUAAGCUUUUGCCAAGUGCAGGCAUUUCUUUUCCUUUUUCAAGUUCAUGACGUUUCCUUUUGCUUCUCGAUUGGGUCGUCAGGUGGGAUCUGGUGGCAGAUUUCCCUCACUGGGGGAAAGCCUGCCAAUGUCUGGCAGGUUAUUCCUAGCACACAGUGGACUCCUGGAGUAGCCUGGGAUGUUUUAUAGUUUUAUAAACGGACAAUUCCUUUCUCAUAGACUGGGCUUGAAUUCUUUAACUCAAACUCAAAACAUCCAUGGAAGUUUGUAUUUUAUAGCUCAUAGUUAACGAAAAAUUGGGGAAAGUAGAAGGAAAGAAAUCUCUAGAAAUGCAACCUAAAUAUAACCACUAUUAACAUUCACGGAUUGUUUCAGUCUUUUUUAGGGCAUAUGUUGUUGGUUUUUUACAUAGUUGAAAGUAUACUGUAUGUACAAUUUUGUAUUCAACUCUUUCAUUUAAUGUACUGUAAAUGUUUUGUUUUUUUUCUUGUUAUAAGCUUUAUAAGCCUUUACAACAGUCUCCCUUUUAUAAUUAAUGGUUGGGAUAUGUCCAGGCAUCUCUUCAUUUUUUCAGGCACCAUUCCUAUUUGCUUAAAUCAGAGUAAAAUGAAAGAAACAAACUCGCACACUUCCCGCCACACUUGAGAUUUCAUGGAAUCUACUGUCAACUUGCAGCAUGUUCUGGUAAUUCUCAUCCUGUGAUGUACUUCUAAGUCUCAUGCUUUUUAAAAUGAAGUGUUGGCUGGGGAGGAAACCUGGAGGCAGAGUCUGAUGUGCUGUAUGAGCCAGUCAGUCCUAGAGUGGGCCAGGACUGGGGCUUGAAGUGCAGGUGUUGGAUUAAUCCAAGCUCAGUUCUAUUUUUUUUAACCAGUCUCUGUAUCAUAAUGAGAGUCCAUGUUCCUCUUACUAAGAACUGCAGUUUGAACACCAUGUUUUGUGUUAUCCAGGGAAGAUGAAGAACCUGUAGCAUUGUCUUUCAUUUAAAAUCUUGUGGGUGUAGUCAGUGUACUGCUCUUCAGAGACUGAUGUUUCCAAUCCUGAGGGUUUGUAGUUGCUUUUACAAAGAAGCAGUACUUCAAUACUUAAUUAAAUGGUGCUGAGUAAAGGAAA